Arabidopsis thaliana (thale cress) is the source of this 1657-nucleotide messenger RNA. RefSeq names its product GSH-induced LITAF domain protein (gene GILP). The record is from RefSeq and is marked reviewed. Bases 254 to 679 code for a protein of 141 amino acids. Gene Ontology annotation, cellular component: plasma membrane. Lineage: Eukaryota; Viridiplantae; Streptophyta; Magnoliopsida; Brassicales; Brassicaceae. The transcript is spliced from 2 exons.
GAAAGAAUCAAAGAAUCGUUGAAAUCAAAAUUGCGAUUAAUCUCAAAUUAAGUACACACGCGUAAUCGUCAGAGAUUUGGAACUUUCCUUGAAUCUCCAUCGUCUUCCGCGUAAUUUCCCUGGGAAUUUUCAUAGCGGAAAGGGAAUUAAAUAAAUACUCUUCGAAUCAGCUUCGUCUGUUUCUCUCGUUGUGAUUGAUUUGCUUUAUCUUCGAAAUCGUUGAGUUUGACCGUAAAAACUAAAAACAAAGGAGAUGGCGAAAGAGGGAACAACGGUGAUCGGAGUUCCAUAUUACGCGGGGCAGAAUCCGUAUCAGGCCGGAAUUGUGCCGCCGAAUGCUAUCUAUGGUGAUCCGUUGGGUGCUCCGAUUCAGCAAACGAUUUAUCGAGACACUCCUGCUCCUUUCAAUUGCCUUUAUUGCGGCAACACUGGUCUCACCAAUCUCAGAUCGAAACCUGGUGUAGCUGCUGUUGUUGCUUGCAUGAUGCCGUUUAUGCUUGGUUUCUGCUUUCUCUGCCCUUCAAUGGAUUGCCUCUGGAACAAACAGCACCAUUGCCCUCAGUGUGGGAACAAGGUACUUUUAUAUGUCUUCUUCAUGCCUGCUACUCGUGUGCGUUUUUUUUUUCUCUGUAUGGAAGAUUGUUUCAUUCAUAUGAUUGAUUUGUUUACAGGUUGCUGACUUUGAGAAAUCAGAUCCCUGCCUGGUGAUGGAUCCGCCACAGUGGAAGCAACCUAGUUUCGCACUCCCAGCAUGAUAAGAUGCAUUCUUUUCUCUUGUGAUUAAUAUUGCUUGUGAAGUUGAGUCGUUCUGUUGCAUGUACUGGAAAAAAACUAAGAUCCAGAAUAACCCUAUAGAAUGUGUGAGAAAUGAAAUAUUUAUUCUUCUGUAUCGUUUCACUGAUUCAUGAAUGAACCGUCUAUUGUCUAGUCUCUUGUGCCUUCUUGGCUAUGACUCAACAAGGCUCUUAUCUUCACGUAGAGAGAUUAUUCGUCUUUGAAAUUUCACAGGCAGGGAUGGUGUGAAUCGUGUGAUGGGCCAGUGACGAACAAGCUGCCCAGUUUGAACCCGGCUCUCUGGUUUGAGUGUUCAAGAUCUAUCCUGGUUUUUGGUAUAUGAACGAUGGGGACAGUGCUUGGUUAAUCUAGAAACUACAUAGGAAAAUGACGGAUUCAUUGGGUUUACAGUUUACUAGACCAGAUGUGGUGGGGUUUGGGUACAAAAGGGCCAGACUGGUUUUCGAAGUUGCAAAAUGGAAAAACUGAUCAGCAGGCGGGAUAGGACGGGGCUGGUCCACAGGCUACAGCCUACAGGUUGAUCAUACAUACCUAAAACCUAUAAUCAGUUUAGGCAGAUAUAGUAGCCUUACAAGUUAGAACUAUCUCAAUUCAUAAGUCCCAAGUCCCUAAGCCCUCCUUUGCCAUGGCUCUUUGUGAAACUAGCACUUUAAGAUAAUCGCAUUUUCUCUCAUCUCCUUGGGCCUCUCACAAACUAAAUUUUGUGGGCAACUUCAAUCUUGGUUUCUAGUAUAUGUGCAAAGAUAUUAAAAUCAGUAUAAAAUUAGUUAGUGUUAGUAUUUGGAGUUUAUAAAUUUAAAAAUAUCUACUACUUCAAUCUUGGUUUCUAGUAUAUGUGCAAAGAUAUUUAUUACUCUUUUCU